GUCGUCGAGAAAACGUCACUGUCACUGUCGUGUAAUUUGUUAAACCAGUUGUGUUUGCAUUAUUUGUUAUUGUUGUUAAAAUAACAUAAUUUAUAAUAAGCCGGGUAGCGAAAUGCCCAUCGGCAGCCUGACGGGCACUUACCGUUCCCUGACCGGUUCAAACGCCGUUUAUCGGUCCACCACGGUCGUGCCGGCCGGCUCCGAACCGGUUGGUACCGGCACAGGCCUCCUAGAUGGGUUCAAGAAAGCUUUUAGUUUUGUCUCGGGAACAACGACGCCCACAAAUCCUGGAGCCGAAAGACUGCUUGGGAAUGGACCAACUCAAACCGGGACGGUGACGACUUUUACAAGGACUGAUAGUGCUAACACUAACACAAACAGAAAAAUGCCUUCUUCCGGAUUAGCUGAAGAGGCAGCCCUCUUGGGUACUAUGCCUUCUGACAGUAUGGACGACAUCGAAUUGAAGAAUAUUCAACUGCAAUUUCCUACCGCUAGAUCUCUUUCAAGGGAUGAUUCUUCGGUGACGGAAGAAGUUGUAGAAACGGAUCGUGGAAAUAUCGUAGUGGCGGUACAGGGAUCCAAAAAGAAGCCGGCUAUUUUGACCUAUCACGAUUUGGGUCUUAAUUAUGUAUCUAAUUUCCAAGCUUUCUUCAAUUACAUUGAUAUGAGAGCGUUAUUAGAAAACUUCUGUGUUUACCAUGUAAAUGCGCCUGGUCAAGAAGAAGGUGCCCAUACACUUCCUGAGGAUUAUCUUUACCCGACGAUGGAGGAACUAGCCAACCAGCUGAGUUACGUCAUGAACCAUUUCGGUCUAAAACAGUUCAUAGGAUUCGGUGUAGGGGCCGGCGCAAAUAUUAUGUGCCGAUUCGCUCUAAAUCAUCCAAACCAGGUAUCAGCUUUGUGUCUGGUUAACUGCAUUAGUACUCAGGCCGGUUGGAUAGAAUGGGGCUAUCAAAAACUCAACACAAGAUAUCUCCGUUCCAAGGGAAUGACGCAAGGUGUCUUGGAUUAUUUGAUGUGGCAUCAUUUCGGAAGGCAAACUGAAGAAAGAAACCAUGAUUUAGUUCAAGUGUACAAAAGUUAUUUUGAACGCAACGUAAACCCUACCAAUUUAGCUCUCUUUAUCGACAGCUACGUACGAAGGACAGAUCUCAAUAUCCACAGAGAAAUGGAUCCAUUAAAGAAGAAAAAUUGUACGUUGUCUAUGCCUGUAAUUAACAUAACAGGAUCUAUGAGCCCGCACAUGGAGGACACGGUUACCUUCAAUGGGCGACUUGAUCCCACAAAUUCUUCAUGGAUGAAGAUUUCAGACAGUGGUAUGGUCUUAGAAGAACAGCCAGGAAAAGUCAGUGAAGCUUUUAGAUUAUUCCUUCAAGGCGAAGGAUACGCAAUACAUUUACAUCAUCGCCCCAUAACUUGUUAACCUAUAUGUGAUACUUGCAUCAAAUUAUUUAUUGAAUAUAAUCAAUUUUAUUAAUUGAUUGAAAGAAGAAAUUGCGUCGAACAAAUGAAAUCUAGUCUGUUUUCAAUAACAGUUGUUAACUAGAUUGUAAUUGAAACUUUGUUUGUAUUAUUAAAUGUUUCAUUACUAACAGCAAUUAAUUUAUUUUAAUCGAUAUAUUUUUAAUUUUAAGUAGAGUUUAACAAUAUUGAUUUAAUAUUUAUCUAUUGCUUUCGUGUAUCGUUUCUGAUAUUUUUGGGAAUGAAGCAAGAAUUUGUUUACAAAAUAGCAACUUUAAAAGGUGAGACUUCAAUUCUUUAAUCUUCUUUUGGAGUGUGUAUUUUUUAAUUGAAUAUUUUUAUUAGAUUAAAUAUGGCUUCAUUGCUAAAAAUGUAACUAUUGAGCUUCGCGUAUACUAAUCAUUAUAAAAUUAAUAUUAAAUAUGAAGAAUUAUUAAAUGAAAUAGUAUAUAUAUUUGACGCAAUUAGGCUUUUCAAUUCUUAUUUUAAACUUUAUUUAUUAUUUGAAAGCAGAAAUUUGUAGUUGAUUAUAAUUAAUUUCUUAAUUGAUGAAAAUCAAUAAUUGUUUGUAUAUAUAAAGUUAUUCUGUGAAUAUAUUAAUAAUUUAUAGUGUACGAAAUUUUUAUAAAAUCUAUGGCAAUAAAAAAAAGUGUAUCCAAUCUGCUAAUAUUGUUAGACGAUUACAUAAAAAUUAAUAAAAAUUAUAAAAAUCCAUCAAAUUGAGAAAUUAUUUCCUGAACUUAUGUUUUUUCUACGGAAUUAAAACUUAAUGACAAAAUAUUAUUUUCUAUCCAAAGGAAAUAAUGUACAAUAAAAUGCAGUUUCUUAUUGUUGUUAUUCAAUCUUCUUAUGUCUUCCUCUAAAUCAUCCAGCCAUUUAUUUAUUUUUCUUCCUUUCCUUUUUUUAUGAAGUGAAUGUUGUAAUACUAAUUUUAUUCGAAUUUGUUAAAUUUUGCAUUCGUCAUAAACUCGAUUUUUUUUAUAAACAGUUAUUAUCGGUAUAUUAGAUUCCUGUAAUCUUGCAAGAUAUUCCAGAUAUCUAAAUUUUUGUGAUCUAAAGACUGCUCUAUUGGUGGAGUUUAUGCAGAAAUCUAUCAAAUUCCUUAUUAGUUUUUCUUUUCCAUAUAUACAGGGUGGGCCAUUAGUGGAAGAUUGCGGGUUUAUUAAGGUACUGGGGCAUGGUGUAGGACUUCUAAGACUACAACCAAAAAAUAUUUAUAGUUCUACAGGGUGAUUUAUAUCAAAGUUAUGUUUUUUUAAUAGGAACCCCCUAUAUUUUAUUGCAUAUUUGGAUUCCUCGGUCAAUUUUAGUGUGACUUUAUGCAUCACACAUGGUAUCUAAAAUGAGUUGUUAAGCAACAAUUCAUUAUUUUUUCAAAAAGUAGAUGUCUAGUAAAAAUUGAAUAUCGCAGUUAUUAUAAAACUUAGAAGGCCGUGACUUUACAAUGUUACUCAUCAUGAAAUGUACUAACAUUUGCCAGACGAUCAAAGUCAAACCCUUUUCGUGUUUAAAGUAAUCGCUACGCCAAUUUGCAAAAUUUCAAUCCAAUGUAACUUGAUUAUUUUAAAUGGGGCUACCAAUUUUUUUUCAUUUCAUUACAUGCAGAAU
This is a messenger RNA of Psylliodes chrysocephalus, 3069 nucleotides long. The record is from the annotation of a GenBank genome assembly. NCBI's taxonomy places the organism in Eukaryota, Metazoa, Arthropoda, Insecta, Coleoptera, Chrysomelidae.